AUGUCUUGGGCAACCUCAGGUCCUGGCUUUUGGGGCGCGGCUGCAGGAAGCCUGUUCCUACUCUGGAUUUCCUACAGCGUUAUCUAUGCCUUUUGCUGGUCGCCUCUGCGUCACUUUCCCGGUCCAAAGCUAUGGGCGAUAUCUCGCAUCCCGUCUAAUAUCUCCGUCCUCCGUGGUUAUAACCACCUGGACAUGCUGGCGCUGCACAAAAAGUACGGACCUAUCCUGCGUAUUAGUCCCGAUGAGCUGGCCUUCAACACAGCACAGGCCUUUCGGGAUAUCUACGGCCCCAGACCUGGAGGUUGUUUCCCCAAAAAUCGGAGCCAUUAUAUAGCUCCAGUGAAUGGGGUCGAUCAUUUGGUCUGUGCGAUCGAUAAUGCCACCCAUGCAAGACAGAGACGACUGCUAUCGCAUGCCUUCUCCGAGAAGGCUUUGAGGGAGCAAGAAGGCCUUAUCACAGGGUAUGUAGACACCUUGAUUACCAAACUACGGUCUGAGAUUCGGUCUGGCACAUCAAUCGUGGAUAUCAAAAGUUGGAUGAAUUUUACCACUUUUGAUAUCACCGGUGACCUCAUGUUCGGCGAGUCCUUCGACUGUCUGAAAGACAGUGAGCUUCACCCAUGGAUCAAGUUGGUCUUCAAUUCUAUGAAGGCUCUUGCUUAUAUUGGAGCUGCGAAUCAGUUUCCUUUGCUCAAGGGUGUCUUGGACCUCUGUAUGCCCCGAGAAGUCAAGCGCGUCGGACAAGAACACUUCGAUCUAAGUUCGCAGAAGGUCGACCGACGCUUGGAGGCAAAUAUGUCCCGUCCAGACUUUAUGUCUGCUAUUAUACAGCAUGGAGUUAGCGAGGAGAAGGGGCAGUACCGCGAGAGCGAGCGUAUCAUGACUCGGGCUGAGAUUCAUUCUAAUGGAUUUAUUUUGAUCGUGGCAGGGAGUGAGACGUCCGCAACCCUACUAUCUGGCUGUCUCUUCUACCUGUGUUCGACUCCACACGUCAUGAGCCAACUCGUUGCCGAGAUUCGCUCAACUUUCAAAAAAGAAAGUGACAUGACCUUCCGCUCCGUGGAAAACCUCAAGUACAUGAAUGCUGUUAUCGAGGAGUCGCUGCGUAUGUACCCGCCCUUUGUGACGAGUCUCUCGCGUGUUGUACCAAAAGGCGGAGCAAUCGUGAAUGGCCAUUUCGUUCCUGAGGAUACAACUGUGGCAUGCCACCACUACGCCUCCUACCAUUCCGAGUCCAACUUUGCCUUUCCGGAUAGGUUCAUGCCAGAGCGGUGGCUGGGAUCUGAUCCGGUUUUCGAGAAUGAUAAGAAAGAUGUCCUGCAGCCAUUCAGUCUUGGUCCACGCGUCUGCCUUGGAAAACAUCUAGCAAAUUGUGAGAUUUGUCUCAUUCUCUGCAAGCUCCUCUUUCACUUUGACAUAACCCUCUGCACAGAGAGCACAAACUGGGUUGACCAAAAAGUCUUUUUCCUUUGGGAUAAGCCGGCUCUCAUGGUCAAGCUCCAAGAUCGAUAUCCCGACGCGGGUGUGUCGAGUUCUCAGGAUCCUAAACCUUCGUUCUCAUAA
Molecule: messenger RNA, 1563 nt
Organism: Penicillium coprophilum
Lineage: Eukaryota; Fungi; Ascomycota; Eurotiomycetes; Eurotiales; Aspergillaceae
Product: cytochrome P450
Exons: 5
Coding region: 1-1563 (520 amino acids)
Molecular function (GO): monooxygenase activity; heme binding; oxidoreductase activity, acting on paired donors, with incorporation or reduction of molecular oxygen
Source: RefSeq, a predicted model, not a curated record